Molecule: messenger RNA, 667 nt
Organism: Jaculus jaculus (lesser Egyptian jerboa)
Lineage: Eukaryota; Metazoa; Chordata; Mammalia; Rodentia; Dipodidae
Gene: Czib
Product: CXXC motif containing zinc binding protein
Exons: 8
Coding region: 99-581 (160 amino acids)
Molecular function (GO): zinc ion binding
Source: RefSeq, a predicted model, not a curated record
ACGGGCCGCAAAGCAGCAGCGGGCUCCGCCCACCCGGCUUAUUGCGACGGGUCGGAAAGCAGCGUGCUCAGCACGGCUGGUCCUCGGAUCCCGCAGCCAUGGGGAAAAUCGGCCUGCAGCUGAAAGCCACGCUGGAGAACGUCACCAACGUGCGGCCUGUCGGGGAGGACUUCCGGUGGUACCUGAAGAUGAAAUGCGGCAACUGUGGUGAAAUUUCAGAGAAGUGGCAGUACAUUCGGGUGAUGGACAGCGUGGCACUGAAGGGAGGCCGUGGCAGUGCCUCCAUGGUCCAAAAGUGCAAGCUGUGUGCACGGGAAAACUCCAUUGAGAUCUUGAGCAGUGCCAUCAAGUCUUACAACGCUGAAGACAGUGAGAGGUUCAAGACGAUAGUAGAGUUUGAGUGUCGGGGCCUGGAACCCGUGGACUUCCAGCCGCAGGCCGGGUUUGCUGCUGAGGGUGUGGAGUCGGGGACAGUCUUCAUGGACAUAAACCUGCAGGAAAAGGACUGGACAGACUAUGAUGAAAAGGCCCAGGAGUCUGUGGGGAUCUACGAGGUCACCCACCAGUUUGUGAAGUGCUGAGCCUAACAGACGCCUGUAACCCACAGUCGCCAUGCAGGGCUCUGUCGCUGUCCCAAGCCCCAUCAAUAAAGCCUGUGUGUACCGUG